Spirometra erinaceieuropaei is the source of this 675-nucleotide messenger RNA. Lineage: Eukaryota; Metazoa; Platyhelminthes; Cestoda; Diphyllobothriidea; Diphyllobothriidae. The record is from the annotation of a GenBank genome assembly.
AUGGCCCACAGGCCGCGGGAAGUGCUUUCCAAGGUCGAACGUGAUGCGCUUAGAGAACUCAAGGCCGACAAAGACCUGGUCAUCGUGCCACCGGACAAAGGACGCGCCACAGUUGUACUGGACAGGACAGACUACCUUCAAAAAGCCAAAGGUUUACUGGAGGACCGACAGUUCUAUGUCCCAUGUGCAACGAACCCUUUAAAGGCGCUGACACGCGAAAUUAAUGCUACGUUGUUGGCCUUGGAGAACUCAGGUGCAAUAACACCGACCGAAGAUACGGCUUUGGCCCGAUUCUAUGGCCUCCCUAAGGUGCACAAAGACGGCGCUCCUCUCCGACACAUCGUGUCGCUCAAAGGGACUCCAACGUACGGACUGGCUAAGUGGCUGUUCCGGCGUCUCAAGUUCCUGACCGCUGAGGUAGACACCACGGUCUCUUCGUCAGCACAAUUCCUGGAGAAACUCAAAGGGGUAAGCAUCCAUCCAAAUGAGGUCAUGGUAUCGUUUGAUGUUACAUCCCUUUUUACUUCUAUUCGUGAGGACCUGGCGAUCGAGACAACUGAGCUGCUACUACAAAGCAAAUACGAUGAAACGGAGAACCGUCUUGGACACGCCCAAGUCCUUCAGCUCCUGAAGCUCUGUCUCAGGACGUACUUCACGUUCGACGGGACAAUCUAA